GGGAAAAUGAGGUUAGGUUCUCUGAGGAAGUAAUCAAAAGAGCACUUCUUUUAUUGCACAAACGAUGACCUCUGUUGGAUAGACACAGUUGGCUUGAACGGUUGUGCCACUAUAUAAACGGUGCCUGCAGGCUCAAGGCUACAUACCAGGCUUGAGAAGUGCAAGGCCAGCAUCCACUUUAUUGUCUGCAUAGCAGGGAUAAGAAGAGGAAUUAAGCCCCAAGAGUUGGAGGCGAUGUCGUGGUGGAGGUCCAAGCCGCACUUCAGCGCCGACAGCCAGGACUCGAGCUCCAACGACGCGUACCGCGGAGGCAAGGACCGCUCGCCGUCGCGUCGCAAGAAGUCCGACGACGACGAGGAGGAGUACCGCCCAUACGCAGGCUACGGCGCCAACACCAACCGCGGCGGGGCCAACGAAGGCGGUGGCGGCGGCGGCGGCUACAACGGUGGUUACGGCGGCGGGGGCGGCGGCUACAACAACGGCUACGGCGGCGGUGGCUCGUACAGCAACGGCAACGGCGGUAUCACGCCCUACAACGGCGGCGGCGGUGGCUACAACAGCAACUCUUCCUACGGAAACGGCGGCGGUGGGUACAACAACUCUUCUUACGGCAACGGCAACGGCGGCGACGGGUACAACAACGCUCCCAGCUGGGCAUCCCAGGACACCGGCGGCCGGACGCCGAUGUACAUAAACACCAGGGAGGUCCACGUCUAUGGGGCGCCGCAGAACGACGACGACUACAACGGCGACCAGAAGAGGCGUGGUGGCGGCGGCGGCGGGGGCAGCGGGUUCUUCGGUCCGGCCUUCCAUGCCGUCGGCCAUUUCGUCGAUCGUAGGUUCGGCCUCGACGACAGGAACUGAUCGAUCACGCCCAUAUAUAUGGCUGAUUGCGCUGGCCAUGCAGAUAGGCAUGGAUGCUGACGACGAUCGAGUACUACACUACUACUACGUGCUGUUAUGUGUCUUGGAUAGUUUCCAAGUGUACCAGUGAUGAUGUCCUUCAGUUCUGCGCAGUGAUGUGUGUGUGUGGUUUGUGUUGCAUCGUGUACAACAUGAUUUUAUCACGCAGAUGUUGUAUAUGUAUAUAUGUACGCAACUUAAUUACUUCUUGUUCUCUCUCUCAAAAAAAAAAACUUGGUUACUUCUUGUAAUUGCAUGCAGAUACAUAUGGCAACUUAUGGUUUUGUUGUAA
Messenger RNA from Triticum aestivum (bread wheat), 1195 nucleotides. RefSeq names its product heterogeneous nuclear ribonucleoprotein A2 homolog 1. The coding region runs from base 235 to 864 and encodes 209 amino acids. The record is from RefSeq and is a predicted model, not a curated record. Lineage: Eukaryota; Viridiplantae; Streptophyta; Magnoliopsida; Poales; Poaceae. The transcript is spliced from 2 exons.